GCCCGGCUUAUGCACUGAGCUACAACCAACCCUUCACCCGUAGGAUUCGUGCCAAUGGCCCAACGGAACCGCUAGCCAACAACAACAACAGUCGACAGAGCUUGUCAGCGUAUGUGGCGUCAGGGUGUCUCCCAUUGCGGCCAUGAACGCCAGCUUCCAUGCAAUAGCGAUUUGAGUCACCGUCGUGAGGCCUCAAACCUUUCCCACAAGGCCAACAGCUUUUUCAAGGGCGUAACUGGUUACUGAAGCAAAGCUCGACUGACUUACACUCCUAUUCAGUGCGAAGCAAAGGGGGGACGUGUCUCGAGAGAAAGGCUUCAUCCGAUAAUCAAGCGUAUCAUUUCGUCAGCAACGUCACCCACUCACAGAACUUUGUUUCAACCCCCGACGACGUAUCUUCCCCUGUCCGGCCGUUGUACAUCGUCCCUUGACAAAAAGAGGCCCGAGCAUCGUCUCCUUGUCCUCCUUACCUCCGACCUCACGCCAGUGACGGACGCAGCCAUUACCACAACCAAGAGUUUUCUACCUAUCUCACCCACCCUAAUCACCUCACCUCACGCAACCUCACCCCGUCUCACUCAUCCAUUGCCAUCCUUCCUUGUAGUUCUCACGUCACCGCUUUACGGCAGCUGCUGGCUCGGCAGUGAGAUCAGAGAGGGCGCCCAGGGCCCUUCGAUGUCACCAUGACCCUAACCCCCUCCUCCGAACAAUCAGACUCGGCCGUCGCCGCCGUUGCCGCUGCAAAUCACAUCGACGACAAGCCAUACCACUCAAAACGACCUCACAAGAAGUCCCGGACGGGGUGCCGGAACUGCAAGGCCCGUAAGGUGAAAUGCGACGAGUCUCGCCCGAUUUGCCGUAACUGCAUGCUCCGCAAGGCCGACUGUGUUUUCCCCGGACCGUCCCACUCCCACUCCGAGCCUGGCCCGGGGUCGCCAUCUAGCUCCUCCGCCAGUGCCGUCUCACCCUCACGCUCGCGGUCCCAUACGCCACAAGGCAGCCACGCCAGCAUCGACGAUGACUAUAACGCCCUCGUCCUCAGAGAGCCGCUCUACAUCCCUGCCGGCGACAGGGACGCCACCGACAUGAAACUCCUUUGGUUCUACACCACAAACACCUUCGCGUCCUUCGCGACGCAGGCCGGGCAGGUGAAGCGGGUCGACGACAUCCUCAAGAUCAAGAUUCCCAGCCACGCCUUCGAGAGCCCCUUCCUCAUGGACUGUCUGCUCGGCACAUCUGCCCUCCAGCUCCAGCAUCUGAAACAGGACAUCGCGCCCUCGCGCGCCCUCCGCUACCGCGCCCGCGCCUUCGAGGGCUAUCGCAAGGCCAUCGAGGAGGGCAAGCCCGAAACCUUCCCCGCCCUCAUCGCGACCUCGUUGCUCCUGACGGCCCUGUCCUCGCAAAUGUUCCGCGAAGAGGGCACCAAGGACCUCUACAUCAUCGACUGGAUGAUUGUCUGGCGCGGCAUCGGUCUCAUGAUCGACAUGGCCACGCCCCAGACCCUCUGGGACUCGGGCCUUGCCGACCUCUUUGUGCGCCCGCCUAUCAACCUCGACGAGGCCGCCAAGCACAUCCCCAACAACCUGCUCUUCAUGAUCUCCUCCAUCCAACCCGGCGACCCGGAUUAUGACCACAUCUCGACGUACUACGACACGCUUAAGUACCUCGGCUCACUCUACGCAGCGCUCGUCCAUGGCUUCAAUCCCGUCAUGACCCUUCGCGUUGUCACGUGGUUCACUUUCAUCCCCAAGGCCUUUGUCGAGCUGGGCCGUCAGAAAAGGCCUCGCGCCUUGGUCAUUCUCGCCCACUACCUAAUGUUUAUUAAAGUCGCGCGGAACCUGUGGUGGAUAGAGGGUAUCGGUGACCGCGAGAUCGCUGGAAUCGUCCGCCAUCUCGGCGAGGACUGGUACGAAGAGCUUGCCGCGCCACGCCUGGCCUUACUGCUGGAUGACAGGGUCGAUAUCACGAGACUGAUUCUCGCCGAUCCCGAGUGGGAUUCGCCCGUCGACGACUUCAAAGCCCCGCUACACGACGCUCGUACGGAGAUGCUCACCUGGGUCGACGACAGUGGCAAACGGUACAAGGGCAUGCCGCAGCGUGUCGGCGACUUACAACCAGCUGAUCCCGCGCCGCGGAGGCUGCCCUGGGACGGAGAUGGUCUUCAUCAAGAUCCGAUGAUGCUCUGUGCUCCGGGGAGAGAGUACGCCGAGAGAGUGCUGGAGGCGAUUGACAUGGGUGUUCAGGACAUGGAUGUUUCCAGGUGAAUGUGGAGGUUGCCCCAGCCGACGAUGGGUGGGGUGGGGAUGCGGAAACCUGGGUCGGCUUUUGGUUGAAUGGGUUGAAUUCCCGGGACGGCCAUUUCACGGCCUCUGAUGAUACCUCCUUGAUGGCCACUGAGAAGUUCAUGUCUGCUACGCCGAGACGGCCCAUCUCGGUUCAUGGCCGUGGAAGUAAUGCAAGCACAAACGGAUAA
Messenger RNA from Colletotrichum destructivum, 2473 nucleotides. RefSeq names its product Putative zn(2)Cys(6) fungal-type DNA-binding domain-containing protein. The coding region runs from base 684 to 2264 and encodes 526 amino acids. Lineage: Eukaryota; Fungi; Ascomycota; Sordariomycetes; Glomerellales; Glomerellaceae. The record is from RefSeq and is a predicted model, not a curated record. Gene Ontology annotation, biological process: regulation of transcription by RNA polymerase II. Gene Ontology annotation, molecular function: zinc ion binding; DNA-binding transcription activator activity, RNA polymerase II-specific. The transcript has a single exon.